Molecule: messenger RNA, 7295 nt
Organism: Drosophila pseudoobscura
Lineage: Eukaryota; Metazoa; Arthropoda; Insecta; Diptera; Drosophilidae
Gene: ex
Product: FERM domain containing expanded
Exons: 6
Coding region: 1345-5892 (1515 amino acids)
Biological process (GO): positive regulation of hippo signaling
Cellular component (GO): cytoplasmic side of apical plasma membrane; cytoskeleton
Source: RefSeq, a predicted model, not a curated record
GAUCCUAUUUCUUCGUUCAAUCGAGAGAGAUACUCUCACGACCGCUCUCUCGCUCUCGUUGGUUUGACGCUGAUUGAGUUUAUUGAGAUUUUUUCCACCAUAGUCACCAUCAAACCUGAAAAAAGUAGUGUCGAAUCCAAUGGAUUCUGGCACCACUGAAAUUCUUUGAAAUUUUGACGUCGAAAGCUUCGUUCAGCUUGCGUUACGAGUCUCGCAGCGGUCUCAACACUCGCUCGCCUGCGUGUGCUCGCACACAGACACUGCCACAAGGUGCGCACAGAUACAGAUACAGCUCAACAGCUCCACAGCUCUACAGCUCCGAGUGGAGUUCAGUUUUCGCCCCACGAUCAGACAGAAACAGAGUCUCGAGUCUCGAGUGCAGUGUGUGCUUCGCGUUUCGGUUACGAUUUGGGGAACGGAACUCGGACUCAGAUUCGGAUUCGUUUACGUUUACGGGUUUGAAUUACAAGAGAAAAGCUUUUGCUACCGAUUUUUGUUGGUGUGUUUAACUAGUGUGUUGUUUACGAACAACCUCCGGCCGAAAAUUCCAGAUAUCGCGCGGACCCGACACAAUCAAAGCCCAUACAAUACAAUCCACUACACUACAAUCCUACAAUACAAAAUACAAUCCCCACAAUCCAAUAAAAUCCAAUCCAAAAGUUGGCGCUGGUCAAAAUCGAGCCCCAGCAACAGCCCCACCAAGCAAACGGCAUUCUUUCGCGCAACAACAACAAAAACGUAACCGACUUGAGCGAGAGAGCUGACGUCCGCGCUCUCUUUCCCACUCUCUCUCACUCUAGCGCACACUGCUUUCGCGUGUGUGUGUGUGUGUGCAUCUGUGCGAGCGCGCGCGUGUGAGUGAAUUUUGAUUAAAACGUAGUGUGCUCGUGCUCCCCCUCUCUCUCUCUUUCUCUUCGGCGCCCACAAGUGCGGCCUGGAAUGCGUUGACUGCGCAGUCGCAGCGCGCGAUUUGAAGAGGUCAGGCAGCCGCAGCAACAACAAAACCAGCAACAGCAGCAGCAAAAGCAAAAAUAAAACACAGUUUGGUGGCAUUUGAAAAAAAAACAACGCAAAAGUGUGAACAAAUCAGUGAAGAAAAGUAUAAGAAGAAGCAGCUGGCAGCUGGGGAGAGUCAAAGAAAGCUAAAGAUAAAAACUAAACUCUCAAUUUUUGUGGAUUACGCGGCAGCAGAGCAGCGGAAAAACAGCAGCAAAUAACAGCAGAAACAACAACGAAAACCCGAGACAAUAUGCCGACAACGACUGCAGCGGCGAACGUUGUCAUCGGCAGUGCAUAAGCAAACGUAUUUCCAACGUGCGCGCUGUAUACGGAAAAUGAUGCAGCAUGCGAGCAUUUUGCACCGUCAGCGCGCCCCUGGAAGUAUGCGCGUCCUCAGCCGAGCAACUGUCACCAGGCUCGCGAUUCCUGGCCCUGAGACUUCUGGGGCAACAGCAGCAGCCGAAAACCCUGUACUUCCUAGUCGAUGCCAAGAGCCGGGUACGAGAGGUCUACACGCAGACAUGUCUGCACUUUGCCACGCAGGGUAUGCUGGACACCGAACUGUUCGGUCUGGCAGUGCUCAUAGAUGGCGAGUACAUGUUUGCAGAUCCCGAGAGCAAGCUCUCCAAAUACGGACCCAAGAGCUGGCGAUCCUCGCACACCCACGGUUUGGAUGCCAAUGGACGGCCACUCCUGGAGCUACACUUUCGCGUGCAGUUCUACAUCGAGAGUCCGUUCAUGCUGAAAGAUGAGACGUCGCGGCACAACUACUACCUGCAGCUGCGGCACAACAUCCUGCAUCGGGAGCAGCUGCCCCGCGAGCAUGCCGAGCAGGCGCUGGUCUUCCUGGCCGGCCUUGCUCUGCAGGCGGACCUGGGCGAUGCCCCACCAGCCUCAGUGCCAGCCGCAGCCCCAGCACCAAGCCAAACCCCAAGCCAAUCCCAAAUCCAAUCCCAGACAGCCACAAAGGAGGACUCCAGCGAGGAGGUUGGAGGGGUCACAUCCCUAAGAGCCUCCACAACGAUGACGUUGCCGAAGAUCAGCAAGCGGCUGAGCAGCGCCAACGAGCGGAUGCUGCGCCUCUCCACGUAUGUGGCCUCCACCUCCAAGAGGGAACCCCUGCCCCUGCCGCCACUACCGCCUGCACUGCCACUGCCCGCGUCCGGAACGGACUACUUCCGGAUCGAGGACUACCUUCCGAGUACUCUGAACACGCCCUGGGGCCGAAGUGCCCUGCGGGCAUGCCAUCGAGAGCACCUGGGCAUGUCCGCAGCGGAGGCGGAGCUGCUGUACAUCCAGCAGGCGUGCAGCCUCCACGAGACGAUCAAUGCGCACACAUUCCGGAUGCGGCUGGCCAAGAGCGAGCAGGGCGCAGGCAGUUCCUGGUUCGUGGUUUACGCCAAAGGCAUCAAGAUCCUCGGAGGCGGAGAGGGAGGGGUCACAGCGGCCUCGGCGGAGACCUCCACCACCUUCCUGUGGCCCAACAUAACGAAGCUCUCGUUCGAGCGAAAGAAGUUCGAGAUCCGCUCCGGGGAGAGCCGGAUCACGCUGUACGCCGCCUCCGACGAGAAGAACAAGCUGCUGCUGACGCUCUGCAAGGACACGCACCAGUGGAGCAUGAAGCUGGCGGCACGCCUCAAGGAUGCCCACAAGCGGGAGGAGGAGGAGGCCGAGUCGAAUCGAUUGCAUGCCAGCUACGCCUGUUCCCGGAGUCUCCUGCUGCCGUACAAGAGCAAGAACGAGCAGCGCAUCUCGGUGAUAUCCAGCACCAGCUCCAACACCACCUCGGGCAUCGUCAGCGAUCGCGUGCACUCCGAGGACGAGCUGGAGAUCAUGAUCAACACUCCGCCGGCGCCUUUGGCAGCCCCAUCCACCGAGAGCCUGGCCCUGGCCCAUCUCCUGGACAGACCCAGCGUCAGCAGGCAGACUUCGUCCGUGGGACAAAUGUCCCUGAAAGACCUGGAGGAGCAGCUUGCGGCGUUGAGCGUACGCCCCCCGGAUACGGCCUCCAAUGGAGCGUCUGGCAUAUCCGCCAGUAAUUCUUCCUCCGGUCCGCGAACCUCUUUGGGCACCACACACGCAAAUGAUUCGUCGACGGCCACUGAUUCCCCCAGUUCCCAGCACAACAUUGGAUCCCAGUGCUCCUCCACCUGCAGCACUGUGGUGGUGACAUCUCCAGUGGCCGGAGUCGGAGCUAGUGGAUCCGCAUCCGCCAGCAGCAUACCCGUGCACUCGACGUCCUCCAGCCUGGAGCUGGGCUUCAGCCACACGGCCCAGAACUCCGCCUUGAGUGAGACGAAUCCCGAGGACUUCCCGGAGAGCGUAUCCGGGGCAUCGGGGGUGUACACCCUCGCCCAUGGAGCCCCGCCCACAGAGACCUCCGGGGUGUACACGAUGCACAGCAGCGAGCUCACGGGCCAGUCCUCGGAGAUGGCCGAGUCCGAGAAGAGCUCCCACUACGGGAUGUUCCAGCCCACGGAAUCCAUGGAGAUGGAGAUGGAGGAUGGCGGACCCUCGGACCUAGUGGACGGCGGCAAGAAACGGGCAGAGUUUCGACUGCGCUCAGACUCGAACAUCAGCACCGGGAGCUCCUUCCGAGGCGACGGCAGCGAUCCCACGGACAACAAGCACUCACUGCUCUCCGCCGAAGAGUUGACGAACCUCAUCGUGGGCCGUGGCACCUAUUCGAGCCGCAAGACCGUGUCCAGCAAUUUGCACUCGGACUGCGACUACGUGACGAUGCCGAUGCCGAUACCCCUCGAGACCCCCAGCGAGGCGGAUGACCAGGAGCAGGAGCUCCCGCCAGCACCCCCACCACCGUACAGUGCACGGCACGAGAAGACGGGUCUGUGUGGACCCCCAGUGGCUCCACCGCCAGUGCCACCGAUGCCCAAGACAGUACCGAAACCCAUCGUAGUGGCUCCUCCUCCGCCAAAACCAGAGCCGCCGCCGCCGCCAAGUCCCAGUCCGGCUCCUCCGCCACCCACUGCUCCGCCGCCGCCUGUGACUUCACUGCGACGCAGAGAUCCACCGCCAUAUCCCAGCAGCAGCAAGCCCCGGCCCACAUCCCUCAUCUCGGUGGCAUCCUCGGCCAAUCCGGCGCCCAGUACGGCGGGAUCGUUGAGUUCUUUAAAGUCCGAGGAGGUGACAGCGCGCUUCAUUACGACGCGGCCGCAGAUCAGCAUCCUGAAGGCGCACACCAGCCUCCUGCCGGAUGGAGCCAAGCCCAGCUAUGCGGCACCGCACCACUGCUCCUCGGCAGCGUCUUCAAGUGGAUCGCUGUGCAGCCACCAGCUGUCGCAGCAGUCGCUCCACAAUUCCAAUUACGCGGGAUCCGGCUCCCAGGCCUCGCUGCACCACCAUCCGCAUCCGCAUGCGCAUCCACACCAUCGUAUGGUCGAUCCGCACCAGCACCCAUCGCACCAUUCGCACCAUCGACACUCGGGAUCAGCGGCCAUUGGCAUACCGAUAGUUCCUUACGGCCUCCACAAGAGCACGGCCUCGCUGCACCACCAGCAGCCACAGCAGGCAUGCGUUCUGUUGCCGGUGAUCAAGCCGCGCCAGUUUCUGCCCCCGCCGCCGCCCAGUCUCCCCCGACAGCCGCCCCCACCACCACCGCCAGCGCACCAUCCUCACCAGCAUCCCCACCAGCAUCCACAUCUGGCUGGACAUCACCUGUACACGAGUCAGCUGGCGAGGAAGCAGCUGGAGCUGUACCAGCAGCAGCUGUACAGCGACGUGGACUACGUGAUCUACCCGAUUCAGGAUCCGGCGGUCAGUCAGCAGGAGUACCUGGACUCCAAGCAGGGAUCCCUGCUGGCAGCCAUGGCCCAUCAAGCACCUCCGCCACCCCACCAUCCGUAUCUGGCGAUGCAGGUGUCGCCGGCGAUCUACCGGAGCACGCCCUACCUCCCACUGGCGCUGUCCACGCACUCGCGUUACGCCUCCACCCAGAACCUGUCGGACACGUACGUCCAGCUGCCCGGGGCCGGAUAUUCGCCCCUAUACUCGCCCUCGAUGGCCAGCCUGUGCUCCUCGUACGAGCCCCCGCCGCCGCCCCCGCUGCAUCCAGCGGCCUUGGCAGCCGCCGCCGCAGCCAACGCGAGCGCCAACGCCUCCUCGAUGUUCGCACGAUCACGAUCAGACGACAAUAUUCUGAAUUCGCUCGACUCGAUGCCCAAGGGGAAGCGUCUGCCGCCGCCACCGCCGCCACCCUAUGUGAACAGGCGCCUCAAGAAGCCACCAAUGCCGGCGCCCAGUGAGAAGCCGCCACCAAUUCCUUCGAAACCCAGUCCCAGCACGAGCAUCCUGCCGCCGCGAAAGCCCCCCACACUGAAUCCCCACAAUGCCAACAGUCCGCUGACCAAGACCUCCAGCGGAGCCCAGUGGGCAGGGGAACGUCCGAGGUCCGAUAUGGGUGUGGGAUUGAAUCGCACUGGCAACAGCAUUCUGGCCCAACUACAGGCCUCGAUGGCAGCACAGAGCCAUGCCCAAGCCCAGGCCCAAGCUCAGGCCCAGGCCCUGGAUAUAGCCUUGCUGAGGGAGAAGAGCAAGCACCUGGAUCUGCCACUUAUCUCGGCGCUGUGCAACGAUCGAUCGCUGCUCAAGCAGACCAAGGUGAUGGUCAAUCCGAAGAAUGCCACCGAAGGAGGAGUAGCAUCAUCCUCCUCCUCCAAUGCGAAUGGGAACUCGAACUCCAACUCCACGUCCCCCUAUUCGGGAGGAGGUGGAACACUGAGCAAAACGAGGAAGAGCUCUGCUGCGGUCAGUCAUCGGCAUCCGCAGGACAAGCUACCGCCGCUGCCUGUUCAGCAGUUGGCGGAGGCCAACAACUACGUCAUGGAUCCCGCUGUGGUGAUGAAGCACCACAAGAGCUACAACUCGCAGACUUAAACGGAAAUAGAGAAAUGGAAAAACGGAAUUGUAGAAACAGGAACGGAAAGGGAAGCGAUGCUAAGGCCAGACGACACUCUUCUCUCUAGUUCGAUUGCUGUUUGAUGUGUUUGUAUAUGUGUUUUUGUGAUGUGCGGUGGCAUGCUACAUGCUACAUGGGAAUUUGCAUAGAUCGAGAGUCGAGUUGGAGUUAAGAGAUCGAUCACAGUGUUUCGGCCGCGGUGCGUAGGCAGAAGAAUUCGGACAGAUCUAGAUCCAACAGAAACCCCCCUGAACAGCAGAACAGAAGCAUAACAGUAACAGUAACAGCAACCGUAACGUAACAGUAACAGUAACGCGACGUAACGUAAGAACCUCAAGAACGCAUUCAAAUAACAGAACCCAGUCUAGUCACAGGUAGAAGAGGGACAACCAUACAGAGAAUGACAAAAAACCAGAGAGAGAAACGACAGAGAGAGAGCGAGGAGCACCACUAUAUAACUAUGAGAAACGAGAAACGGAAACAAUACUCAAGUAUAAAAUACGAAAACUACUUAAUACACUAAACUAAAGCUUAAUACAUAGUCUUAGUAGCUGCGACUUAGGCCAGAUGCGAAUACUUACACUAACUAAACUACUUCCGCCCAAACAACUGUGAUUGAUUUUUUACUUUAAACUUAACUAAAUUUUAAUACUACUUUAGUCAGCAACAAGAAGAACAAACAGAACAUCGAAUGCAACAAAACAAAAGAAAACAAAAAACUAUGCAAAUUUUUUAGUACGUAGAAUCGCCUACCCACCCCCUCACACACAUCAUACCCACAACGAAUCGGAUCCAUCGAAUGGUCAUACGAUCGAAUAUAUACAUAUCGUAUCGUAUCGGACAUUCGCUGGACGAAAGGAACUAAAGAAUUUCAAGAGUGCCCAGACUUGCCCCCAGCCGCUCACACCCACCGUAUCUGAAUUUAGCGAGUGAGAGAGAGAGUUACGCGUUUUGAUAACGGUCUAUAUUUUGUAUCCAUUUUGUGUUUUUAUUAUCUUUUGUCGAUUAACCAACCCUCUGAGAAUGUGUGUGUGUGUGCAAAAAUGAUUUCGAGUUUUUCGAUGGAUGUCACAAAUAUUUGCGUAGAUUUUUCUCGACUAAAAGUCUAUGGCUAAAUUGAGUAAUGUGAUUUUUGAGAAAAUGUAAAAAUUUUUGCCAUAUAUCUUACAUAUAUAUAAACCAUUAUAUAUAUAUAUACAUAUACAUAUAAAAUUAUUGUAUUUUAAUUUAUUAUUCUUACAACAAAACAUUCAAUUAAUGCAUUUAUAAAGCAAGCAAAUCGUUGAAACAUCCAACAAUCGUAUACGAUAAGUAAAAACAAAGUCCUUGAUUAAAGAGUUGUAAAAAUUAUGUUUGCGAAAUAAAAUGAAAAAUUCAAAUG